Molecule: messenger RNA, 4076 nt
Organism: Peromyscus maniculatus bairdii (prairie deer mouse)
Lineage: Eukaryota; Metazoa; Chordata; Mammalia; Rodentia; Cricetidae
Source: RefSeq, a predicted model, not a curated record
CGCUCCAGCGCGCGCACACACCUCGGACAUUCCCAUAGUGCCUCACGUGACACUCGGCCCGAACGUGCCCACCCUGCCCACACGCUCACGCACGCGUGCUCACACGCGCGCACACAACCUCCGGCCGCUUCCGAACUCCGCACUGACCCCCGGUCCUCCGCCCCGCAAAGGCGCCCAUUGACGGCGGCACACCUCCACUCAUUCACAGACACACACUACCCCCACAUGCCAGCCACAGCCACACAUUCAUAAACAGGGCAGGGAGAAGUACACACGCACCCCCUCGCUGCCUACUCGUUUGGGAGCCCUGAGUCAUUCCUGCCCCCCUCUCGGGGCUCCCCAUGUCCCUGAGUGCGGGCACAACGGGACAGGCUGGAGUCUCCUUUAGUGGCCCCCCGGUCCCCUAGGCCCCCUUGCCCGGUUUGCUGCCUCUGACACUCAGCCAAGGACUUCCUGUAGGUCCCAGGUCAGGGGCUGGCUGCGCCUGGACGGUUGCCACAGCCCCGGUGCAGUUAGGGAGGCACUUCCUUUUCCUGAACUCUGGGAUCCUGCGAGAGGAAGUUGGGCGGGGGCCGCCGAGGCCAGGCUGACUGGUGGGACUGGCCCUCCAGCAGCACUGGCCUUUCUUAGGAGCAAGCGACAGAGGCCUGGGAUGGGGAUCUUGGCGGCUGUCGAGGUAUCUGGGAAAACAGAGGUCUGGGGAGGAGACCAAGCUGAGCCGUCCAGCCAGGUUCUGGAUGGGCCGUGCCAGUGUUGGGCCAGCAGGCCUCCCCUCCACCCACUGGUCUUUCUGGGUUCUGGAAAGAGCCCUUCCCUGCUACUGUGGCUUCCUUGACCCUCUAUCAGUUGUCCCCAGCCUGCGCUCAUGCGGUCCAUCUGGUUCCAUCUCCUUCCCCUACACGCAGUGACAGCAGAGGGCAGAUGUAACCUUCUGGGGGAGAGCGUGUUGUGGAAUCUGGUCUCCCAGCUCCGUAGCUACCACAGGGUCCUCAGCCCAGCCUGGGGGAGUCGGGGACAAGCACCGGGUGGUCCUCUUCAUGCUCUUCCUGCUCUCUCAGGAGGCCCAGUGUGGGCCGAAGCCCUUACCAUGGAGUCCAUGUUUGAAGAUGACAUCAGCAUCCUGACCCAAGAAGCUUUAGGGCCCAGUGAGGUGUGGCUGGAUGGUCCCGGAGACGCCUCACUCGGAGGCGACAUGUGUUCUGCCUCCCAUUUUGCUCUCAUCACGGCCUAUGGAGACAUCAAGGAGCGGCUAGGGGGUCUGGAGAGAGAGAACGCCACCCUCCGCCGGCGCCUCAAAGUCUACGAGGUCAAGUACCCGCUGAUCACUGAUUUUGGAGAGGAGCAUGGCUUCCCUCUGUAUGAAAUCAAGGAUGGCUCCCUGCUGGAGGUAGAGAAGGUCAGUCUGCAGCAGCGGCUUAACCAGUUCCAACAUGAGUUGCAGAAGAAUAAGGAGCAGGAAGAACAGCUCGGGGAGAUGAUCCAGGCUUACGAGAAACUCUGUGUGGAGAAAAACGACUUGGAGACAGAGCUGGGGGAGAUGCGGGCCCUGGUAGAGACCCACUUGCGGCAGAUCUGUGGUCUGGAGCAGCAGCUGCAGCAGCAGCAAGGUCUCCGGGAAGCGGCCUUCCCCAGCCUGAGCCCCCCGCCUGCCCCCGCCACACCCUGUCCUGACCUGGACCUGCACUAUCUGGCUUUGAGAGGGGGACCUGCCUUGGGUCACGCAGGUUGGCCCGGCCCUGCUAGCGUCGAUGUGAGCGAGCUAGAGCGAAGGCAGCUGGAAGAGGCCCUGGAGGCCGCGCAGGGGGAGGCACGGGGGGCUCAGCUUCGGGAAGAGCAGCUCCAGGCGGAGUGUGAGAGGCUGCAGGGCGAGCUGAAGCAGCUGCAGGAGACGCGGGCCCAGGAUCUGGCCUCCAACCAGUCGGAAUGUGACAUGGCUUGGGUAAAGAGAGUCGGGGACGAUCAGGUGAACUUGGCGCUGGCCUACACGGAACUGACGGAGGAGCUGGGUCGGCUUCGGGAGUUGAGUUCCCUGCAGGGGAGGAUCUUGAGGACAUUGCUGCAAGAGCAGGCCCCCCGAAACGCAGGCCAAAGGCACUCGCCGCUGUCGCAGCGCCACUCCCCGGCCCCCGCGUGCCCCUCGCCCUCCCCGCCUAGGACGCUGGCCGAGCGCGCCUACGCCAAGCCGCCCAGCCACCACGCCAAGGCCGGCUUCCAGGGCCGCCGCAGCUACUCGGAGCUGGCGGAGGGCGCGGCCUAUGCCAGUGCCUCCCCCGCCUGGCUGCAGGCCGAGGCCGCCACGCUCCCCAAGCCCCGCGCCUACGGCGGUGAGCUCUACGGCCCCGGCAGGCCGCUCAGCCCGCGCCGCGCCUUCGAGGGCAUCCGCCUGCGCUUUGAGAAGCAGCCGUCGGAGGAGGAGGAGUGGGCCAUGCCCGCCAGCCCGCCCAGUCCCGAAGCGGGCACCAUCCGCUGCGCCUCAUUCUGUGCGGGCUUCCCCAUCCCGGAGUCACCUGCGGCCACCGCCUACGCCCACGCUGAGCACGCACAGUCCUGGCCAUCCAUCAAUCUACUGAUGGAGACGGUGGGCUCUGACAUCCGCAGCUGCCCCCUCUGCCAGCUGGGCUUCCCUGUUGGGUACCCAGACGAUGCCCUCAUCAAACACAUCGACUCCCACCUGGAGAACAGCAAGAUCUAGGGCGCCUCUCCCGCAACUGGCUGUUUCUCUGCUCUCUCAUCACCCCCCAAACACUCACUUUGAAUGCUGCAUGAAUCUCGUGGGGGGCCCCUGCCCCUUGCGGUCCCCAGAUACCUCCACUAGCUACCGAGUCGAUGUGUGCGUGCCGUCUUCCCUGGUCCAGGCACCACCCAGCUCUGGCUCUUUCCCGGAGGUUGACCGAGGCUCUCUCUAUCUUCCUGGUUUCCUCUGGGGAGUGGGGGUCUGGUCUGGGAUGGGGAGGACAAACCCUCCACCCCUCUCUCUCUCUCUCUGCCUUUCUGUUUUUCAACAAAGCUGGAUCCAAGAAGAAGUCUAGUGCUUGUGGAAGGGAGAGGAGGAGGGGUCAAGAGCCCUGGGAACCCCUUCCCAGUAUCCGUCUUUCCCGGGCAGUGUUCUUCCAGGGAAGACCUCUCGAGAGGGUCUCAGAGCCUGCCCUGCACACUGAUGCCAGCCCUCUGUCUCAUGCUCAACCAGCCUGGGGCUCGUGGUAGUGGGGAAGGAGGCAUCUUUUUUUUUCUCACUAGUCACUGCAGGCCAGCUCUGUUCUCCCCCUCUGCCCACCCUGGGGAACAGGGAAGGUGGCGGAGGGGUGGGAGGACCCUGCAGGCCUUCGAUGAUCCAGUCCAAAGGGGCUGCCUUGAGGCUGGGACUCCUGGGCCAUCACCCUCAGUCCGGGUGAUUGUCUGGCACCCUCGCAGGCCUGGGCCCUUCCAGAGUCCCUGGCACUAAGGUGCAGAUCAUCAAGGCCGAUGCCUCCAUGCUCCCCCACUGCAGCUCCUGACACCCUAGGUGCCCCGGAGCCCAGGUGUGACUCAGCCUGUGUUUGCUGGGUGGGUGUGAUCAGCCCCUCCCUCCCAGGCCAGAACCUGAGAAUGGGCCCUGGGUGCUGUGGAGAUCAACUUCAAAAGAGCUAAUCCCCUUCCCAUACCCACCCACCCACCCCUAUAUUCCCUCUGUGAAAUCUACCUCAGAGCCGUCCCCUCAGAAAGACAGGGGAGCGGGAGGCUGGGGCCCCAGGCUGAGGUGGGAGCCUCCUGAGGGAGCCUGCUGCCCACUAUGAAUCCACCCCUCACGUUGAGCCUCCCUGGGGCCUUGGCCAGCCGGUGGCAGUGAGAACCACUGUCCACCGCGUGUACCAUUCUGAUCCAAAUCUUCCAGGCCCUCUCCCCACACCCCUCCUUCCUCUGUGCAGGGGGUGAGGGGUGUGUCAGCAGGGAAGGGGCAAGGACUCCAGAGACACAUCAUUGUACCCUGAGUGUUCCCCAGGGAGGGGACAUGGGGAAAGGGGCCUGUGGAGGGGAGAGAGGACCUUGUGUUCUCUGAACAAGUUCAAAGUCCAAAUAAAACUUACCUGUUCCAUCUG